AUGCCUGGUAUUUAUUCGAAGCCCCCACGGCGCAGUGAAUUCGCCUCGGAUAUCUGUUGCUUAGUAGAAGCCGCAACAGAAUGCCUGCGCUGCGGCGGGAAUUUUGAGUCGUAUGUUCAAACUUUAGCAGAUGAAAUAGAAAAGGAGAGAAACAAAGCUAGAGAGGAAGCCGUGAAGGAAUGUGUUCCUCAGAGCGAUACCGUUGAGUUAAGUCUUGGCCAUGAUGAUGACGGGGCGAAGCGAAGGGCAAAAAUGCAGCUUUUUAUCGCACGGAAGGAGAUGGAAGUCGCCGAGGUUUUUUUUGAAUGCGGAGUUCAUAAUUUUUUCUGCAAAGUCAUAGAAGUACCUGAACAAGCGACCAACCCGGCUGUGUUCGUACAGCUCUUUAACGUAUACGAGGUGUUUCAGUUAGUGGAAGUUGACCCGUUUGACGAUGAUCUGGGCCUCAUGUCGCUUUUAACUUAUUUUCUCUCAGAGCGCCAUGCGUAUUACAUCGAUAUCAACUGGAAGGACAACGAAUUGAGCCACAUGCAGCUAUUUCUCUCUGCCUUGCUCCAUUUCAUUUCCUUCAAGGCUCCACCAGAAUGCAAUUCUACCCUCUCGCGCAGUACGGUUUCAGAUGCCAGUACAGAUGAGUAUCAAAUGUUUCUUCAGUGUACAGAUACCUGGGAUUUCUUGCAGCUUACUGCGAUUCGACUCCUUCGCUCCACUUUAUGGACGUUUCCUCCACAUAGGGUGCUUAAGAUGACUGCAUUGCUGUCCUUUCGUCUGUUUGCUUUUGCUGGCACAGGUGACGAGAAUGGCCUGCGUUCAAGCUUCUUUAGAUCGCUGUAUACGUGUACGACGCCCCCUCUCAAACCACGUCUGGUUUUGUCAGGUGUGCUUGUUCACCGCUUGCUCAGAUGCCCUUGCAGCACGUGCGAGUUCCACCGCCGUCUACUAAAACUUUCCAGAAACAGAGACGAAUUAGGUGUGCAGGGAGCUUCGGAGGCCAAACGCCAAGUUUGCUAUGCUCUCGUACGGGGUGGGGUUGGUCACUUCCUUGAACAAGCGCUGAAUGCGGCAAGGACAGCGGCGGGGAAUGCACAAGACCUGUCUGUGUCGCUCACCGGCAUCUUUCAAGCGGCAGCAUGGAUUCUUCUACUUUGCUCGUGGGCUUACGAAGAGGUUCACCAGGGACACAGCAUCUUGAGUGCAAAUCAAAUGAAACUGAUGAAAGAAAUUCUGGAGACACUGGAGUUCUUUUAUUGCCUUCCUUCUUCAGCGUUGGAGCGCUCCUGUGAUGACGCCCACUCAAGCCUACUCCGCGUGGUUAUCUCUCUGCUGCUAAGGGCGGGAGUAGCUGAGCGGAGGAGUAUGAUGCACAUGGGGAGACCGACCUUUGUGAAGCUCGCUGCUUCUCUCUGCUCAAAAGUCACCCAGCUCACUACACUCAAUUGCAGCGAAGAGAAGACCGGGGAGGACACUGGUGUGGAUUCUGAGCAUGAGCAUGCAGCUACCUGUGGUGAGCCAGUAGUACCCAGCUACGGCCAUACAUUCACGUUCAGCCAUUUAGCACACGAAACACCCCAACAUACUGGCCUCAUGGCAAGAAAAAGAGUUGCGGCGCUGCUGAACUCAGACAGCACAUCUGCGGUGGCAGUGAACGACGCCGUGCUAGACCCGAAGGAAAGGGCCCUCAAGUCCUCCAUGGUGCUCUUCGGCCUCAUGGUGCUCCUCUUUGACCCUGAAACUGGCGGCAGUUCUCUGCCAUGUCGCACUGCAACAGACCAGCUGCAGCAAAACGAUGAGCAGCAGCUGCUUCCUCCAGCAACCAUCCAACUAUUUAUGGAGUCCUGUCAAUCUCUCCUUGAGCUGUACGAGUACUUGCAUCCACGUUUUGCACACUUGCAAGACGCAUCAGAAAGGGCAGGGCUCUCGGACACCGUAGAUUUGGCAACUUCACGUGCACCGGAAGAGGCAACUGGGCAGGCGGGCUUUGACCCCAGGGAGUUCUUUCUGGGUGUCGUCGGGCUGAUGGCAGUUCUCAUGGGCAGCCUGGCGCUUCAAGGUGUGGAACAGAAACGCUGGAGAUUCAUUCCAAACCCAGCGGCGAACAUUCAGCCGGCGAAUGCGGGCGGUUUUGCCUCCGCCGCACGGGCCACCAUGACGCACUACAGCAAGAUGCAGAAUGAGACGUGCCAAACAAUUAAAAAACUCGCAGGAUUGGUGAUUCUGCGGUCUGAACAGGCAGCGGGAAUGGUGCUAAGGUCCCAGCACCUGUCUGCAACAUGA
Cyclospora cayetanensis is the source of this 2274-nucleotide messenger RNA. RefSeq lists its product as uncharacterized. Bases 1 to 2274 code for a protein of 757 amino acids. The transcript has 7 exons. The record is from RefSeq and is a predicted model, not a curated record. NCBI's taxonomy places the organism in Eukaryota, Apicomplexa, Conoidasida, Eucoccidiorida, Eimeriidae.